AUGCCUGAGGCGGAAGGCGAUGCUUGUGACUCUGCUGUGGUAGAAUCAGCAUGUCUAAACUGCGGCGAGAACGGGACCACCCGCCUCCUUCUCACUAAGAUUCCGCACUUCCGAGAUGUCAUCCUGAUGUCAUUUGAAUGCGGCUCAUGCGGUUACCGCGACAACGAGCUGCAGGAUGCAGCUCCUUUACAGAACUACGGUAUAAAGAUAACGGCGAAAAUGCUAUCUCCUGAGUUUCUGAACAACCAGAUGGUGCUAUCGGGCUAUGCCUCCUGUCGAAUCGAGGAGCUGGAUUUCGAGAUCCAGCCGUCAGGACAGAAGGGCUACGUGACCACAGUUGAGGGUUACCUGUCGAAGGUCUCACAAAGCUUGGAGGAGCAUGUGCGUUCAGUAGCCGAAGCCAUGGCGAACGACCCCAAUCUUUCAAUACAGCUUAGCACGGGCGAAGUGAAAACGGGAGCUGAAUACAUCCAUACGUUGGCCGCCCUUCGCGAGCGGCUGAAUGAUUGCAGUGAGGGAACUGAGACAUUCACCCUGAUACUGGACGAUCCGUCCGGAAACAGUUACAUUGAGGACUCUGACUCGGUGGAGCUGGCAAAGGAGACGUAUGCGCGUUCGGAAGAGCAACAACAGAAUAUGGGCUACGCUACCAAGGAUGAUUUUAAGAAAGAGAUCGACCUGACUACUCCCAUGGAGAACACGGACGAUGUCGGCAAGGAAGGUGUUUCACUUCCUGUGGACUGCCCCCAUUGCGGUUCCGAGGGCCUCAACAAGAUAUGCGAAGUUUUGGUCCCUGGUUUCGGACCGUGCGUUAUUAUGGCGUUCACCUGCGAGACUUGCGGCGCAAAGUCUAACGAGAUGAAGCCGGGUGGUGGUUACAAGGACCACGCCAAGCGUUGGACGCUGACAGUGCAGUCUGUUGAAGACUUGAAUCGCGAUGUUAUCAUAUCGGAGACGGCGGCAGUCCGGGUCGCCCAUCUCGAUGUGGAGAUGUCGCCAGGUACCAUAGGCGCCGCCUUCACGACGGUGGAGGGGCUGAUAGGCAAGCUGGUGGAGAGUCUGGAGAAGGCGUACCCCUUCGUGCUAGGCGAUUCCGCAACCGAAGAGCAUGCACCACUUCGGGAGAAGGUGCGCGAACUUCAGGCCCUGGUGGCAGGCGACGCUGCGUUUCCCUUCACCCUGGUGAUCGAUGACCCGGCGGAUCACUCCUUCAUCGGUGCCCGGAGGGAGAGUCAGGGCGAAGAUGCGUACCUUGUGUUCGAAAUUUACGAACGCACGCAAGAACAGAACGAUGAGCUGGGUCUCACUGAUAUGAAGACAGAGGACUAUUAG
Babesia ovata is the source of this 1332-nucleotide messenger RNA. Its product is annotated as ZPR1 zinc finger domain-containing protein. The record is from RefSeq and is a predicted model, not a curated record. Gene Ontology annotation, molecular function: zinc ion binding. The transcript is spliced from 8 exons. The coding region runs from base 1 to 1332 and encodes 443 amino acids. Gene Ontology annotation, cellular component: cytoplasm; nucleus. NCBI's taxonomy places the organism in Eukaryota, Apicomplexa, Aconoidasida, Piroplasmida, Babesiidae.